AUGCAGUCGGCGCUAAAACUAGGAAAUAAGUUAAAAGGUGCUCUGAAAUCGACCACGAUAGACGGUCAAGUGUUGGAUUGUUUUGCGAAUAUCGAUGAAGCUGAAGUGGACGGAGUCGACAAUGUUGAUAUAUUAAAGUAUUUAGAUAGUAUAGCGGCGGAUGAGCUGCGUGGAGACGAUUUGAGCAAUUAUAAAGUUGUAUUGACUAACGUUGAGACGAGAUUGCAAGCUGCGCGGCGCGGCACGGUGCGCGUGUUCUCGCUGGCGGUGCACCGCGCGGCGCCGGCGGGCGCGGCGGGCGCGGCGGGCGCGGGCGCGCGGCUGUGGGCGCUGGAGCGCAGCGAGCACGACUUCCACUUGUUGAGGAGCAAACUGCACGAGUUCCACGGCGACGCGCUGCUGCACAACCUGCCGCUGCCGUCCAGGAGAGACAACAGCCCCCUAGAAACACUCCGGUACAAAUACGAAGACUUCCUACAAAGGUUAUUACAGAAGAGUCUUCUCCAGACAAGCGAACUUCUCCGAAUCUUCCUCACUGAAGACGGAGACUUCUCCAUGGUGGUUCAGGCUUCCACCUUAAACGCCACCAGCACUGACCUGGUGAAUAUAUACCAGUCGGUGACACAUAAACUGAGGAAAGAGAAGGGACAGCAUCUGGAGAGUUUUCUGAGGAAUUUACUUGUGUCUUCCGAUAUCGAUCGGUAUCAAGCUUUGUGAGUAUAUAAGUUAUGU
Messenger RNA from Manduca sexta (tobacco hornworm), 732 nucleotides. RefSeq lists its product as uncharacterized. The transcript has 3 exons. Gene Ontology annotation, molecular function: phosphatidylinositol binding. The record is from RefSeq and is a predicted model, not a curated record. Lineage: Eukaryota; Metazoa; Arthropoda; Insecta; Lepidoptera; Sphingidae. The coding region runs from base 1 to 717 and encodes 238 amino acids.